Molecule: messenger RNA, 2448 nt
Organism: Leishmania braziliensis MHOM/BR/75/M2904
Lineage: Eukaryota; Euglenozoa; Kinetoplastea; Trypanosomatida; Trypanosomatidae
Exons: 1
Coding region: 1-2448 (815 amino acids)
Cellular component (GO): motile cilium
Molecular function (GO): calmodulin binding
Source: RefSeq, a predicted model, not a curated record
AUGUACCCAGAGAGGCGGCCGUAUGCAACAGCCGUGCCGCAUAGCGGAUACCGAGCGAAGCCGCUCGUCCCGCAGCCACCGAAGGAUGCACUGGCAGUGCUGCGCUCACACGUCGGCUACGAUGACCUCCAGAGCGGCGGUGGCGAUCAGCCAGUUUCGUCCCUGCGCACGGCAGCGGGGCGCACUUACCUCGCGGACGGCAGCUCGGCACCGUCAUUACCGCAGUCGGCAGCAGCGCAGAAGCUGUUGCCUUUCACCGAUCGGAGCUCGCAGGAGGCACUUGACGCGGCGCGUCUGCAGGCCCCAAUCGAGUACGCGUCUUUGGUGUACCAUGGCUGUCAGCAGGCUGCCUUGAAUGCGGAGUUACGGGAGAAGGUGGAGGCUCACCACAAGCGCUGGUCCGCCCGUGUGGAGAAGAUUCAGUCUCUCGUGUCCGAGCUUCCGAUAGAGAGCGCGGUGGACCACACGCGUGGGGUGGAGAGUCUGCACUCGUACCUCGAGGCCUACAGGUGCACCGAAGACAUGCCACUCACGCCAGCCGAUGUGGUGGAGCGGCACGUGCUGCGCACACCGGUGCCGGAGGUGGACGUCAUGUCUCAGAUGCCAGUGAUCCCGAUGGACGCGAUGCGGCGCGCGCUGGAUGACUUGCUGCGAUCGCCGUACCUGCUGGCGCCGCUGGAUACGCAUCUGACGCAGUUGAGCCUGCUCGACAAGCUGGGGCAGCUGCUGUGGUCCAGCGAGGGCGAGGUGGCGGCACGUGAGGUGGAGAAGCCACGGAUUCAGCGAGGGGCUGCUCGUAACGGUUGCGCGGUGGGCCAAGGUGGGGAGACUGGGGCGGUGGUGCAGGCCAAGGGAACGGCGGUAGAGGACGGUGAGGAGGACAUCUACCCCUCCCGCGCCGCCGUUGCGCUGCACGAGCGCCUGCACUACAAUCCCGGCGACUACGCGCGGCGAGAGCUGAAGAAGUCCGAGGAGGCACUUCGUGAGUUGCAGACCCGCGUACAGACGGUCAAGCGCCAGAAAGAGGAGGCCAUCGACGCGGCUGACCCGCUCACCGCCCUGCGCAACCUUCACGCCCAGGUGGACUUCUCUAACGACCUUCUCCUACUCUACAAGGCUCGAAUGGCCCUCGUCUCGCUACACUCGGACGACACACGCGACUUUCGCCGCGAAGUGGUGGACCUGAUUGACGACAGCCAUCAAGCAGUGCAGGCAGUGCACAAGUAUGCCAUGGAGGCGCUGCCCAGCGUGCAGCACGAUGUCAGGGUCCUGACGGAGGCCGUUCAGCAGACGCAGGAGCAGCUGACCUCCAUGCAGGCGACAGAGGCUGCGGCCGACACGAGUAUGCGGGCCCACCUGGGUGACAUGGACAAGGCCGCCCGUGCACUAUGGGAAGAGGUAAGUGCGCUGCUCAUAAAAAUCACUGACAAUGCACGCGAGCGCGGCCGCUACGCACAGCAGUGCAUGUCGCUGCGUGAGCAGCGUGCCAAGGAGGCAGCGAUGGUACAUGCUCAGCUGCAGGCACAGUCAGCUCAUCUUGAGUGCCUGUGCCACUGCGAGGAUGUACUGGCGCGUUGGAAUCAGGCCGGUGACGUGCUCGGCAAGUAUGUGGAUGCCUGCGUGCCGAAGCUGCUGAAGCACCUCGCGGCAGUCGAGGAGGGCGAUGCCGACCUCGCCCAGCGUGAGGCGGAGGAAUACGUCGGCUACUAUGAGCAGUUUGUGUACGCGGCUGAGGAGGCCAGGGCGAAGCGGUGCACCCAGGCAGACCGCAUGCGGCUCCUGCAGCGCAGCACUCUGCUCAGCCAAGAGCGCGCGAGUGACACGAUGGAUCCCGACGCCGCUGCGCAUGAUCAGCGCAUGACAGACGUCACACGCGAGCUGGACGAGGUGCGGCUGUACCUACAGUAUGUGUCCGACAUGGAGGCGGACCGGAAGGCCGAGGUGGACCCGGUGCUGAAGGGUGUCCUGCUGCGGCACACGCAAGCCCAAUUGCUCACGUCUGACAAGGAGGACGAGGCUGAGAAGCCGCUUCCCACGCCAGGCCUGCUGGAGGACGCGCCUGCUAGAGCUACAGGCGAUGCCAAGCCAUCCCUGGCCGUGCCCUCGACGGCCGUUGUGGCCACUAAGAACACCGACGGCGAUUCGGCAAUGGUAGCAGGUGACGGCGUUGGCUUCGCAACCGCCAGCGCCCCUACCACGGCUACCGCCUCCACUGUUCCUCCUCUCUCGACCACGGUUGCUCACCCCUUCAUCACUGCCCGCCUGAUCGGCUUGGCGCACGAGAGCAGCUACCUCUCUCAACAAGGGCGAUUGGUGGAUCAAGAGAUGCAGGCGGUGGAGGAGAAGUGGACGGGGCUGCGCCACAGCCGCGAGGAGCUGCGAACGAUGGAGGCAAAUUACAAGAACGGUGACCACAUCCGUGCACUGCUCGGUCUGGACACGCCGUAG